Molecule: messenger RNA, 4974 nt
Organism: Linum trigynum
Lineage: Eukaryota; Viridiplantae; Streptophyta; Magnoliopsida; Malpighiales; Linaceae
Source: the annotation of a GenBank genome assembly
UUAGUAGUUACAAACAACGAACAUUUUGUCUAAAAUGUGGGUCGGUUUGUAGAAAGAUGUUAAUGUCCAUAUUUCAGAAGAGGGAUUUGAUCCCGUGAGCUAUCUUUUUUAAUGACAUUUUGCAUCAUAUUUUUUUAUUUCUCGAUGAUGCAAAAUUAAGGGUUCAAACCGACAUAUGCGAUUUUAGAUAUGGUUGUGCUAUAACGAAAGACAUCUCCUUCUAACAAGCUAUAUAUCAAAGCUUAUACGCUCGAGCACGAGUUGGUGUCUUUUUCGUUCCUAGCGCUCAACCCAGCUCGACAACCAAAUUAGCUUUAGUUCAAGCAAUGACAAGAGAUGUUGAAUUAUAUUUGAUACGGUCCUUGGUUUCAGCCAUGAGUAGCCGCAGAGUUUUUGACCAUGAUGAAUUCAGUAGGCAUUUUGACGUGAUAUCCCGCCACCAAAACAAAUCUCUCAAGCACUUUCGAGUUUCUACAAUGCCAACUCGUUCUUGACAAUAUUUGUAACUCGCCCUUCGUUAUCUCGACCACCUUGAAACUGCGCCACUAUUUUACCGCAUUCAGAUUUACACGAUCAUUUCAGAGAGAGAGAGAGAGGGUGUUGGGUCUCCAUCAUUAUGGAUGGUACAUUUUUUUCCUUCUAUAUUGCACCUCAUAAUGAUGGAUGAUUUGGCUUCAAGUGGGCUUUAGAGAUACAACAGCCAACAGAAAAGGGAAUUUGGGAGGAAAAAUAAGAAUGGAAAAGGAAAUGGUCACGUUAGAACUUCCCACCUUAGAUUGGGUUUAUAUUCUUGCUUCCGUUGUACACUUGUCAGUUUCUUCGCUUCAUUCACAGGUUCUGUGCACAACUAGCAGAGAUAGAGAGAGAAAGCUCAGUGAUCGUUCUGAUCAGCUUGUCGGCCGGGCAAUUUCACAUGGGACCCGUUUCGCCCCAAAUCGGACCCCCGGCUUUCGUUUCACCAGAACAGUGAUCAGCAGCAGCGAAACGAAAAGAAAACACACCACUCUCCUUCUCGCCCUCUCUCCUCAUCUUUCUUCUUCCCCUGUUUCCAUGUGCCACACAUUCUCUCACUCUCUGCCUCCUCCUUCUUCUUCCGCCUGUGCCGUUUCCGCCAGCGAUACCUGAACUGUGAAUCCGCCGUCCCCAAACGACAUUACGCUGUCAAUUUGAAACCCUGAUCUUCCUUUGUUUUUCUUCACCAGAAAAGGAGGCAACAAAUGGAUCCCAGAACUCUGCUUGAUCACGCUCUGUUCCAGCUCACUCCAACAAGAACCAGAUGUGAUUUGGUGAUAUUUGCUGUCGCCGGUGGCGGCGGGAGCGAGAAAUUGGCAUCUGGGCUUCUGGAGCCAUUCGUCUGUCACUUGAAAACAGCCAGAGAUCAGAUUUCUAAAGGAGGCUACUCCAUUAUUCUCCGUCCUUCUUCCUCCCCCAAUUCGUCCUGGUUCACUAAGGCAACUCUGCAGAGAUUCGUUCGGUUUGUGAACACCCCAGAAGUUCUUGAGAGAUUCGUAACUAUUGAAAGGGAACUUGACCAGAUUGAGAGUUCAGUUCAGUCCAAUGAGCUCUCCAAUGUUGAUGCAGAUGGAAAUUACAAGCCGACUGCCUCGUCUAAGAAUUCAGUUGGUGAUGCUGCAUCAGAGGAGAAUUCAAAAGUGCAUCUUCAGCGUGCUUUGGAAUCUAGGAAAUCUAUCAUACGCAAAGAGCAAGCAAUGGCCUAUGCUCGUGCUUUGGUCACAGGAUUCGAGCUUGACUGUAUUUAUGAUCUUAUAUCUUUUGCUGAUGCUUUUGGAGCUUCACGGUUAAGGGAAGCAUGCAUAAACUUCAUGGAGUUAUGCAAGAAGAAGAAUCAAGAUCGAUUUUGGAUGGACGAAGUUGUGGCUAUGCAAGCCGCUCAGCUGGAGUUGCCUUCUCUAAGAAGUUCCGGAAUUAUACUUGCAGGAGAGGAAAGCUACCCUGGCGGCCAGUUGUCCGGUGGGAGACUCAAUGGCUCAAAUGAUGCAUCUGAGACAGCAACUAGUCUAGGAAGUGUUGACCUCAGCCAAGAUUGUAGUUUGCCACCAUCAGCAGAUGGCAGGGGUCAAGUGCCAGUGCCUUGGCCAAAUCAUCAUCCUCACUAUGUGCACAAUUUCCAAGGACCAGUCUACCAGCAGAUGGGCCCAUAUCAAGGCUACGGCUUCCCUGGUGCACAGUUUCCAUCUCCAUAUUUUCCAGGGAACAUGCAAUGGCCUCCAACUGCAGAUGACUCCAACUUUUCAUCUUCAAGGAACAGGAAGAAGUCUUCUUCACGUGCAGAUUCAAACCGAGAAGAUGACUCCCCUGGCACUGGUUCUAGCUCGAACAACGAGUCAGAUGGUAACGAGCACAAUGGUAGACAGUUGUCCUCUGAUGAGAAUGUCCGGAGGAAAAAGCAUGGCAAGAAGAAGUCGUCAAGAAGAACAGUUGUCAUCCGUAACAUUAACUACAUUACUUCCAAGAGGGAUGGGGAAAAGAGUACUGGGGAAACAUCUGAUGAUGAAGAUGAUGAGUUCAUUGAUGGAGAAGCUCUGAAGCAGCAGGUGGAAGAUGCUGUAGGUUCUUUGGAGAGACGAAGUAAGUCAACUUCUUCACGUCGCCAUAAGAAAUCACAACAUAACAAUAAUGCCUCUGAUCAAGAAAACACCAACAUGAACGCAAAGAAUCUAGAUGGGCAAGGAAAGGACCAGUGGGGUGCCUUCCAGAGCCUUCUCUUGAAGGACAAUGAUGCAGACUCAUCGGAAUUUAACAUGGAAUCUGAGAAUGUGGUGCAAAUGGUCGUGGCUUAUUGCUCAAGAAGGGGGAUGACUCGUAUGAUGAGCUGUUAUUUUCUCAAAGAAAAGAUAAAUCAGAGACAAGCUGCAGUUUCUGAUUACUCUUCCGAAUCACGAUUAAUCAAAGUUCAGAAAGAAGGAGAUUGGCUUGUUGGAAACCAGAUUGACAAAUCAGUCAACAAGAAUGGCAGUGGGGACAUCAGCCUGUUUGAUGGUGAUCAUUUUCGAGAUGAGAAAAAAAAUAACAAGGAUGUUAUGGCUGAUGAUUCAUUUAUGAUCCAAGCCCGAUCCUUCGGAAAUGAAGCUUCUGAUUCUGUAUUAAGAACCGACAUAAGCAUGGUGGGAGAUGUGUCUGAAGUUGUUCAAUGUGAUAAUGGUACUGUAGAUAAAGCUAAAGGAUUUAGUAAUUCCUGUGAGCCAGACGACCUUUUUAUGGUGCUUGGGCGUGAUUCGGCAGCUGAUCAGCAUACCAUCCCUUCUUGGACCCCGGAGAUAGAUUAUCAAAAUGACAUUUUAUCUGCAGAAGCCAACCGAAAGAGAUCCCCUGUGGAGAAAAGUGCCACUGAGGAUGAAGUUGUUCCUGUCAGUAAGAAGACUAAUGGUAAGUCAAAAGUUUCCAAUGGACCUCUUGGAAGAAGCAAAUCGGAAAUUCCAUCAAGGACUAAGAAACCACCUCUUGGAAGCAGAACCACAAUUCCAAAGAGCAAAUCCGAGAGGGAAGAAGAGAGUAGGAAAAGAGUGGAGGCAUUAAAGCUCGAACGUCAGAAGAGAAUUGCAGCGAGGGGUUCUGCCAGCAGUAGCAGUCCACUGACAGCAUCUAGGAGAAACUCUACUGGAACAUCAAAAGACAGGAAGCCCAAAAUACAGUCUCCAAGUUCAAGCCAAGAUGGUAAGAAGACGGUUUUCAGAAGUUCUACAAUUGAUCGCCUUGCUGCUGCUCGGACAACACCAAAGGUGGAAUCAACAACUCAAUCAAAAUCAAAAAGUGCAGUGUCGAAAGCAAAUGUCCUUCAGCAGAAGGGUGCUGCUGGAGAUAAGAAUAAGAAUCCAAGUGCGAAACCUAUGAAAUCUGAUGUCACGCAAAAGAAAAUCACUGCACAGAAAUCAACAGAAUUAUUACUUGCUGCACAAGCUACUCCACCAUCUAAUGAUACUGCUGACUUGAUUGAGAUCAAGGAGUUGGAAAGAUUACCGGUGGAGAAGAAUGAAGAAAGCACUGUGAAUCUUAGUAAUGGUACUGAUGGAAAAGGCUGCAAUGGUGCUUCAAUUCUAAUUGAACCCUCUGCUGACACGACUCCCUUAAAGGGCGACACUCCAGCAGCUCCAACUCUUGCUAAAGGUGGACUGGCUUCUUCUGAUGAUCUUAUGGAGGAUAUUUCUGGAGUCAUGAUACAUCCUACGCCAGAGUCACCUGAUAAACAGCCGAACCAGUAUGCGGCUAAUGUAGUCGAGGAUGAGAAGAGAAAUGUGCAUCUAGCUUUGCCACAGCGCUCCGAGAUAGAGAAAUCCACUCCCCCACCUAACGAAGUAAAUCCAGAAUCUAUUCACACAAGAAAGAAAUGGAACAGUGGCGAAACCUCUCCGAAAGGCGCAAAAGGAUUCCGAAAACUCCUCUUUUUUGCAAAGAAAGGUUAGAGGGAUGACUGGGAUUUAAUAAGCACUUAAUGGCGAAACUCAGUUGCCGGGGCUCGAAAAAAAUCCAGGUAAUUUCCUCUCCAGUCCCACCAUAUGAGGAAAACAGAGCAAGUAAAUGACACUGUAAAUAGAAGAGCGAGUGGUAGAUGAUUUUGUAUUGGUUUUAUUGGGAAAUAAGGAUUGGGGCUUUGCUGCCAUGUUUGAAGAUAAAAAUCUCUUGCAAGUUUUAAGUUAAGUGGCUUCUAUUCCAAGUCAUAAGUUUUCAUGGGGUAAAGGUUUUUGCUUCCAGGAAGGGCUUUCCUGAUCGUUUGUUUUGGGUUUCGGACAUUGAUUUGAGGUGCAUUGUGAUGUAAUUGUCAUUCAGCUUUUUUCAUGUUAUGUACUGUAAACACCUUUAUAAUGAUUUGUUACUUGCUAAUCGUUUUUUACAAUGAUUUAUUUAUGUACACUAGCAAAGAUCCGCUCGCUACGCUUCGCACAUAUAUGUGAGAUCAUAUCAGGUUUGAAUUAGUACAUAAUUAUUAGAAAUUAGUAAUAGACAAUAAUAAAGGGC